Aspergillus glaucus CBS 516.65 is the source of this 2289-nucleotide messenger RNA. RefSeq lists its product as uncharacterized. The transcript is spliced from 2 exons. Bases 82 to 1878 code for a protein of 598 amino acids. NCBI's taxonomy places the organism in Eukaryota, Fungi, Ascomycota, Eurotiomycetes, Eurotiales, Aspergillaceae. The record is from RefSeq and is a predicted model, not a curated record.
UCGCAAUUAGAAGUGGACCGCCACUUCGAGAGAAUCGAAAAGCAGCUCCAAGAAUUGCAAGGCAAUCUGCAAAAACGUCCUAUGUCUCCAAAACGCCCUAUUUCUCCCAAAUCCCAAGUACCUUCUCGUGCUCCGAGUCAACGCACAACACAACAAAGUCCUCGACAUGUCGACCUCUUAGAAGCUGUUGCUUCCUCGCAGCGGCAGCAAGCACAGCAACCGGGCCAAACAUCACCGCUGUCCCCGUAUAACGAAGAUGUCGCGGAACGGAACAUGACGCGGUUUCUGCAACAACAACAACAACAACAAAAACCUCGCAAACGAAGCAUCUACUCCCGUUUUAGGUCGGUUCUAUCUCAGGACGAUGUGACGGACAGGAGUGGUGGAAAAAACAAAGACGAUUUCCGUCCUCGGUCUCGAGCCACAAGCAUGCGAUUUCGGAAUGUUUCGGGUGGCUCUGCCAAAACCAACGCAAAGGGCCACAAGCGUGCCAGCAGUGGUCGUUCGGAUAUUGGACCGAAGGAGAACAAGACGGCAAAUCCGGGCGCACAGGAAGCUUCCCAGCCUGUCACAUCCCCGAGGGAAACCCAGACACGUGACAGACCUCGUCUGCGGACGCAGAGAUCAGCACCGAAUUUGUCAGCUGAACAGCCCGGAUCAUCGCCGAAGGGACCUGCUCCUAGCCCUGGUGGACACCUGAGCGUUCCUCCAGCUCAUAAGCAAGGUGAUAGCUGGAGCAACACACCCAUCCCAGACAGCCCAACACUGCCGACCCCAGCGAAAAGCGUGAAGGAACCGAGUCCGGACCGGGGAACACCAUCCACGGCGGACCGGCGUCCAUCAUCGACAUCCCGCAACUAUUCCCUGCCAGCCGGCCCUACUCCUUCGCGAAAGAACACCCUGAAUCUCUCGAUUGACACCGAUUUGGCCACUCGCGGGAGACAGGGCAAAGCCUCGCACCGGGCCAUCCAACCACCAACCCCCAGCAGCAACGAUAUGAAAUGCAACCCUAGCAUUGCUGAGGUCAUGAACAGCCCUCUGCCAUCAGCUACACCUACCUCUAUGUCUCCUCUCCCCUCUGCAAACCCAAAGGUCGCGGAGAUUAUGGACAUGUUUAGACAAGCAUACACCUCCACCAAAGCCAUCAGCCCCCACCCUACUUUCGAGACAUUGCAGGAUGCAAUAGUUCGCGAGAUCAACUCCCACGAAGCCUUUCAGCGCGUACCUGUUCCCGAGCAGGGACCAGCUUUCACUCCCUCCCCAAGACGGGAAUCGUUCGACAGAGUGCCCAAGCCUCCUAAGACUGCUGCUUCCGGAAAGGACAGCCAAUUCUCUAAAUUCAAACCGGCUUCCUUCAUAAAGCACCGCAGAAGCUCCGACGCGCGCACCAGCAUUUCCACGAGCGUUCCUUCGAAGGUCCUGGGCCGGGUUUCUACAUCUGGCAGCCGACGCAGACACACAGACGCUCCCCCACCAUCUCCUUCCCUCCUCGACACACCAGACCUACCCCAGGAACUCAGCAACGAAAUGCCUCCGGCUUACACAGACAUCCCUCUCCGAUUCUCCAUCUCCAAGAGCCUCGCUCCCUCCCAAUCGGCGAACACGCUCUCUUCACACGGAUCAUCAUCCAACACAGCGCCUUCGGUCUACUGCCUCCGUGCACAAACAUCCGCAUCCUCCAGCGAGGACCGGAACAGUUACUUCUCCGACGAUGGCGAUGACGAUGUUCUUCAUCUUCCUAGUCCUGGUUUCGCGGAGCCUCGCAUGCAGAACUAUGGCGCCAAUGCGUACAGACUGCCCACUCGGAAUGUCAUCUCUCCCUGCUCGUCUAACAGUGGAUACUGGGCUCGCGAGAUGCGUUCCGUGGAGACUUAUUGAUUUAUGAACUGGAUAGAAACGGUUCGAUUUUGAUUUCUCAUGUUUUUAUACAUGCGAACACACACUCUCUAUCUCGCGUCUUCUUUUUAUGUUUUACAUAUGCAUACAAGCGCUCCUUGCUUCUUUCCUUUUGCAUCUAUACACGGACUUCAUUCCUUUUUCCUUUACGUCUCUGCACUACAUUGCAUAUCAUGCUACUUUACUUUUCCUAUAUUGUCUCAGAACCACCGUCGUCAAUCAUCCACGAGAUUUACUCUCCUUUUCCUUUCAAAUUGUUUUCAUCCUGUCAUUUAGCGAGUCAUCGUUUCUAUCUUGUAUAUAUACUUGCACAUCUGGCUACCCAUCCCAGUGUGAUCAUCAAAACUACAAGAAUAAAAAUUUACAAUCAUUAUACUUAAGAAAGUUGGUUAC